Miscanthus lutarioriparius is the source of this 459-nucleotide messenger RNA. Lineage: Eukaryota; Viridiplantae; Streptophyta; Magnoliopsida; Poales; Poaceae. The record is from the annotation of a GenBank genome assembly.
AUGGCCGAUGGAGAUGCCGCCAGAGACCUCGAGCAGCUCCUCGCCCGCUCCAUAUCGCGCCGCGCCCAGCGCGUCAACGCACCUCUGGGCUGCAGCCCCUCCUCCCGGGCGAGCGCCGAGGGCACGGACAACGCGUUGUGCGCGUGUGCGGCGAAGAGCCAGAUCGCGAGGACUGGGCAGCAGCGGUCGCGGUCGAGCGAGCCCGGGGCCCCGCCGGACUACCUGAUUCAAAAUCCUAGUCCCGCCACCAUAGAUAUGGAACUGGCAUUCGAUGAUGAGGAGCUGGAGGACGAUGACAGCGAAGACGAGAACUAUGAGGUGGCAGGGGUGGAGCUACGUGGACCACGGUGGGUGAGGCCGCACCCACCCAACGAUGAGGACGGGGACAAAGACGACGGCGAGGACGACGAAGAAGAAGUUGACGACGACGAAGAAGAUGACGAAUCUGAUGACCAUUGA